Molecule: messenger RNA, 270 nt
Organism: Adineta steineri
Lineage: Eukaryota; Metazoa; Rotifera; Eurotatoria; Adinetida; Adinetidae
Source: the annotation of a GenBank genome assembly
AUGAAAACAUCAUUACGGUCCGAUACAACUAUUGAUCUUUUAAUAUCGAGUGAAGUACCUAAAAUAUCUGAAUGUCACUCUUUGGCUUAUACUAUCUGUGCUAAUCUACCAGUAUUUACUAAUUUGCUUGGUCUUAAUACAUCAGCUGAGAAUCACGACGUACCUCAAACUUAUUGGAGAGUACUCUCUUCUAUUCUUAUUGCUCUACAUGAUCAAUUACAAACUGAUCAAGAAAUCUUAAUGAACAAAUCCAACAAUACAUUUAAUUGA